Messenger RNA from Labrus bergylta (ballan wrasse), 1490 nucleotides. RefSeq names its product E3 ubiquitin/ISG15 ligase TRIM25-like. The record is from RefSeq and is a predicted model, not a curated record. Gene Ontology annotation, molecular function: zinc ion binding; protein binding. Lineage: Eukaryota; Metazoa; Chordata; Actinopteri; Labriformes; Labridae.
AGCAUUUUAAUCAGUUUGAGCAGGAGAAAUGGCUGACGAUCAGGAUUUUUUCGAUUGUCCGAUCUGUUUUGAAUUAAUGCAGGAGCCAGUGACGACCACUUGUGGACACAGUUACUGUAUGAAAUGCAUCAAUGCCUUCUGGGAUAUAAAUAACAAUGGAGGAUACAGCUGCCCUCAGUGUAGGCAACGUGUCACAGAGAGGCCUCUGCUGAAGAGGAACACACUCCUGGCUGCCCUGUUGGAGGAAAAAAGGAAAAACAACAGUCAAAGAGCUGCUGCUGAAGCUGAAGACACCUAUGCUGAAUCUGGGGAUGUUGCAUGUGAUGCCUGCACAGAGAGAAAAAGGAAAGCCUCUACGAUUUGUCUUGUGUGUUUGGCUUCUUACUGUGAGACUCAUCUGAAGCCUCACUUUGAAGUACCACCAUUAAAAAAACACAAACUGACAAAAGCCUCUCACUGGAUACUGGAAAGGAUCUGCAGACGUCAUGACAAACUUAUGGAGCAUUACUGCCGCACUGAUCAGCAGUUUAUUUGUCUGCAGUGUGUGGAGGAUGAGCACAAAGAUCAUGACACAGUGACAGUUACAGCAGAAAAGCAUAAAAUGCAGAGACAACUUGACUGGACUAAACAGGAAAUAGCAGACCGAUUGCUGUAUUUGGAAGGGAAAAAGGUGGAGCUGAGGCAGGCUGCAGACUCUGUAAGAGACGCUGCUUGGCAGGGGUAUGGUGACUUUCAGCGACGGUGUGAAGAACACAUUCGUUUUGUGCAGAUCAAGUGCUUGGAGAUGAGAGAAAAAGCUGAAGAUGCAGAGAAAUCUGGAGCUGACCAAACCAACGGUCAUCUCGGGGAACUUCAGCAAGAAGAGUUUGAGCUGAGGAAGAGAGAGGAUAAUCUGGACCAGCUUUCAUUGAAAGAGGACCAUCUUAUCCAGUUUCUUAAGGGUUUCGAGGCUCUGGGUGACCUCCCUGCAUUCACAGACUCACAUAAAAAACUUGACACAUUGACAGAGUUUGUCAGGGAACAGAGAGAUAACGUGAAAAAUAUUUUUGAGAACGCAAAGAAUGACAUUUUCAGCCAUUUUGAAAAAAAUGAGCUCGUCAAGUUGGAGCUGGAUCCAAACACAGUAGCUGCAUGUCUUUGCUUGUCUGACACAAAUGAUGAGAUAUCCUGGGGAUGCCAUGACCAGGCUCAUCCUGAUCACCCUGACAGAUUCACCCACCAUUACCAGGCUCUGUGCAAGAACGCCCUCAGUGGGAGCCACUACUGGGAGGUGGAGUGGGAUGGUGGCUUUGUGGACUUGGCCGUGUCGUACAAACGCAUCCAAAGAAAGGGCUCAGGGAAAUAUUCCUGCUUUGGCCAUAACAAAUUUUCCUGGAAAUUAACCUGCUCUUCAUCUGGGUGUGUGUUUUGGCACAAUAGUCUUCACAAAGGCCAAAUUCCUCCGGCUCUCUGCCGAAAAGUGGGUGUUCAUCUUGACUACAAAGCUGGGA